AGCUCCUGACUGUCCUAUUGGAGGGGUAGGGGGUAAGGGUCUUUCCUGGUUCUCUUUCCCACUUGGCACUUUCCUUGCGAUUAUUACUGCAGCAUACCCCACACCUGCUGCUGUAAAGGCCAGAGAGGACAGAAUCAGCCCUCAAAGCUUCGCCCAAGCUCCUCGGCCACGCGCGCAGCGUCCCCGCCGCGCAGUCACCUGAGUGGCCAGUGCCCCGCAGCGUCGCGCCCGCGCACGAGUGGUCGGCACCUUCUGAGCCAGCAGCAUAGAGCCCAGGCAUCCCUGCUUUACGCCACUCCGGGACACAGGUGGGACACUCUUUUAGUCCUCAAUCCCUGGCGCGAGGCCACCCAAGGCAACGCAGGACGCAGGGCGUUUGGGGACCAGGCAGCAGACUGGGGCGGUACCUGCGGAGAGCCACGCAACUUCUCCAGGCCUCUGACUACUUUGGAAACUGCCCGGGGCUGCGACAUCAACCCCUUAAGUCCCGGAGGCGGAAAGAGGGUGGGUUGGUUUGAAAGACACAAGGAAGAAAAAUGUGCUGUGGGGCGGGUUAAGUUUCCCACCCUCUUCCCCCUUCCCGAGCAAAUUAGAAACAAAACAAAUAGAAAAGCCAGCCCUCCGGCCAACCAAAGCCCCAAGCGGAGCCCCAAGCGGAGCCCCAGCCGGAGCACUCCUUUAAAAGGAUUUGCAGCGGUGAGGAAAAAACCAGACCCGACCGAGGAAUCGUUCUGCAAAUCCAGGUGUACACCUCUGAAGAAAGAUGAUGUGUCAGAAAUUCUAUGUGGUUUUGUUACACUGGGCAGAAUUUCUUUAUGUGAUAGCUGCACUUAACCUGGCAUAUCCAAUCUCUCCCUGGAAAUUUAAGUUGUUUUGUGGACCACCGAACACAACCGAUGACUCCUUUCUCUCACCUGCUGGAGCCCCAAACAAUGCCUCGGCUUUGAAGGGGGCUUCUGAAGCAAUUGUUGAAGCUAAAUUUAAUUCAAGUGGUAUCUACGUUCCUGAGUUAUCCAAAACAGUCUUCCACUGUUGCUUUGGGAAUGAGCAAGGUCAAAACUGCUCUGCACUCACAGACAACACUGAAGGGAAGACACUGGCUUCAGUAGUGAAGGCUUCAGUUUUUCGCCAGCUAGGUGUAAACUGGGACAUAGAGUGCUGGAUGAAAGGGGACUUGACAUUAUUCAUCUGUCAUAUGGAGCCAUUACCUAAGAACCCCUUCAAGAAUUAUGACUCUAAGGUCCAUCUUUUAUAUGAUCUGCCUGAAGUCAUAGAUGAUUCGCCUCUGCCCCCACUGAAAGACAGCUUUCAGACUGUCCAAUGCAACUGCAGUCUUCGGGGAUGUGAAUGUCAUGUGCCGGUACCCAGAGCCAAACUCAACUACGCUCUUCUGAUGUAUUUGGAAAUCACAUCUGCCGGUGUGAGUUUUCAGUCACCUCUGAUGUCACUGCAGCCCAUGCUUGUUGUGAAACCCGAUCCACCCUUAGGUUUGCAUAUGGAAGUCACAGAUGAUGGUAAUUUAAAGAUUUCUUGGGACAGCCAAACAAUGGCACCAUUUCCGCUUCAAUAUCAGGUGAAAUAUUUAGAGAAUUCUACAAUUGUAAGAGAGGCUGCUGAAAUUGUCUCAGCUACAUCUCUGCUGGUAGACAGUGUGCUUCCUGGAUCUUCAUAUGAGGUCCAGGUGAGGAGCAAGAGACUGGAUGGUUCAGGAGUCUGGAGUGACUGGAGUUCACCUCAAGUCUUUACCACACAAGAUGUUGUGUAUUUUCCACCCAAAAUUCUGACUAGUGUUGGAUCGAAUGCUUCUUUUCAUUGCAUCUACAAAAACGAAAACCAGAUUAUCUCCUCAAAACAGAUAGUUUGGUGGAGGAAUCUAGCUGAGAAAAUCCCUGAGAUACAGUACAGCAUUGUGAGUGACCGAGUUAGCAAAGUUACCUUCUCCAACCUGAAAGCCACCAGACCUCGAGGGAAGUUUACCUAUGACGCAGUGUACUGCUGCAAUGAGCAGGCGUGCCAUCACCGCUAUGCUGAAUUAUACGUGAUCGAUGUCAAUAUCAAUAUAUCAUGUGAAACUGACGGGUACUUAACUAAAAUGACUUGCAGAUGGUCACCCAGCACAAUCCAAUCACUAGUGGGAAGCACUGUGCAGCUGAGGUAUCACAGGCGCAGCCUGUAUUGUCCUGAUAGUCCAUCUAUUCAUCCUACGUCUGAGCCCAAAAACUGCGUCUUACAGAGAGACGGCUUUUAUGAAUGUGUUUUCCAGCCAAUCUUUCUAUUAUCUGGCUAUACAAUGUGGAUCAGGAUCAACCAUUCUUUAGGUUCACUUGACUCGCCACCAACGUGUGUCCUUCCUGACUCCGUAGUAAAACCACUACCUCCAUCUAACGUAAAAGCAGAGAUUACUGUAAACACUGGAUUAUUGAAAGUAUCUUGGGAAAAGCCAGUCUUUCCGGAGAAUAACCUUCAAUUCCAGAUUCGAUAUGGCUUAAGUGGAAAAGAAAUACAAUGGAAGACACAUGAGGUAUUCGAUGCAAAGUCAAAGUCUGCCAGCCUGCUGGUGUCAGACCUCUGUGCAGUCUAUGUGGUCCAGGUUCGCUGCCGGCGGUUGGAUGGACUAGGAUAUUGGAGUAAUUGGAGCAGUCCAGCCUAUACGCUUGUCAUGGAUGUAAAAGUUCCUAUGAGAGGGCCUGAAUUUUGGAGAAAAAUGGAUGGGGACGUUACUAAAAAGGAGAGAAAUGUCACCUUGCUUUGGAAGCCCCUGACGAAAAAUGACUCACUGUGUAGUGUGAGGAGGUACGUGGUGAAGCAUCGUACUGCCCACAAUGGGACGUGGUCAGAAGAUGUGGGAAAUCGGACCAAUCUCACUUUCCUGUGGACAGAACCAGCGCACACUGUUACAGUUCUGGCUGUCAAUUCCCUCGGCGCUUCCCUUGUGAAUUUUAACCUUACCUUCUCAUGGCCCAUGAGUAAAGUGAGUGCUGUGGAGUCACUCAGUGCUUAUCCCCUGAGCAGCAGCUGUGUCAUCCUUUCCUGGACACUGUCACCUGAUGAUUAUAGUCUGUUAUAUCUGGUUAUUGAAUGGAAGAUCCUUAAUGAAGAUGAUGGAAUGAAGUGGCUUAGAAUUCCCUCGAAUGUUAAAAAGUUUUAUAUCCACGAUAAUUUUAUUCCCAUCGAGAAAUAUCAGUUUAGUCUUUACCCAGUAUUUAUGGAAGGAGUUGGAAAACCAAAGAUAAUUAAUGGUUUCACCAAAGAUGCUAUCGACAAGCAGCAGAAUGACGCAGGGCUGUAUGUCAUUGUACCCAUAAUUAUUUCCUCUUGUGUCCUACUGCUCGGAACACUGUUAAUUUCACACCAGAGAAUGAAAAAGUUGUUUUGGGACGAUGUUCCAAACCCCAAGAAUUGUUCCUGGGCACAAGGACUGAAUUUCCAAAAGCCUGAAACAUUUGAGCAUCUUUUUACCAAGCAUGCAGAAUCAGUGAUAUUUGGUCCUCUUCUUCUGGAGCCUGAACCCAUUUCAGAAGAAAUCAGUGUCGAUACAGCUUGGAAAAAUAAAGAUGAGAUGGUCCCAGCAGCUAUGGUCUCCCUUCUUUUGACCACACCAGACCCUGAAAGCAGUUCUAUUUGUAUUAGUGACCAGUGUAACAGUGCUAACUUCUCUGGGUCUCAGAGCACCCAGGUAACCUGUGAGGAUGAGUGUCAGAGACAACCCUCAGUUAAAUAUGCAACUCUGGUCAGCAACGAUAAACUAGUGGAAACUGAUGAAGAGCAAGGGUUUAUCCAUAGUCCUGUCAGCAACUGCAUCUCCAGUAAUCAUUCCCCACUGAGGCAGUCUUUCUCUAGCAGCUCCUGGGAGACAGAGGCCCAGACAUUUUUCCUUUUAUCAGACCAGCAACCCACCAUGAUUUCACCACAACUUUCAUUCUCGGGGUUGGAUGAGCUUUUGGAACUGGAGGGAAGUUUUCCUGAAGAAAAUCACAGGGAGAAGUCUGUCUGUUAUCUAGGAGUCACCUCCGUCAACAGAAGAGAGAGUGGUGUGCUUUUGACUGGUGAGGCAGGAAUCCUGUGCACAUUCCCAGCCCAGUGUCUGUUCAGUGACAUCAGGAUCCUCCAGGAGAGAUGCUCACACUUUGUAGAAAAUAAUUUGAGUUUAGGGACCUCUGGUGAGAACUUUGUACCUUACAUGCCCCAAUUUCAAACCUGUUCCACGCACAGUCACAAGAUAAUGGAGAAUAAGAUGUGUGACUUAACUGUGUAAUCUCAUCCAAGAAGCCUCAAGGUUCCAUUCCAGUAGAGCCUGUCAUGUAUAAUGUGUUCUUUUAUUGUUGUGGAUGUGGGAGACAAGUGUCAGAAUCUAGUGUGAAAAUGAUUGUUUCCAAACUAAGUGUGUCUAUUUUCUCUCAGUAAUACAGAUGAAACAUAUGAGGAAGCCCUCAUUAAUCUAGUAAUGUAGAUGGACUCUUACUGAAUAUAUUCCCAAGAUACUUGGGGAAGGUCUCCUAAUUCUAGCUAAAAAUAAAUCCAGGAAGUAGAAUCUAUCUAAACAUCUGAACUCUGGAAAGAAGAAAUUUCAACACGAUAUUGAUAGCUGAACAAAAAGGUUUCAAGCUAAAUCCCUGAGACAUAGUUGUCUCAACGGUGUAUUUUUCUUACCUUGAAUUGUCUUGUGCUGUGCAGAUUCACAUGUGCACGUAAAAGCUAAACUGAAUAGGUAUCCUUGUGUGUUUUUGAAGUAUGUGACAAGUUUGUACUUUGUGCCUCCUGACCAUGUUAUUUGAAGUAUCACUCCAUUAAAUGUUGAAUUUAGGUUGAGAGUUGACCCCUAGUCUAAGAAGUUACUCUUUUGAAGAGGAAUAGGUUAACUACUUUUUUUGCAACAAAGCCAGAAUCUAUGAUAUCAGAUGAAAACAAAAUUGAAUGAUAGUUUUAUCACCAGUACUUUGAUUGCAAGCAUGAGCAGCUCUGAGAUUUGGCCAGCUUUAACUCUGUAGUACACUGAAGUGAUGACUUCCAGAAAGAUUGACACAUGCCACUCAUGCCACCCCUUAUCAUUCGAGAAUCAUUAUCCCUCCCAAUCCGCGCUGGGAUGCUGUAUAAACCAACUACUGUACUUCACAGAUUGCAUAUUUUAACUUGAUUGCAGCAAUAAUUGCACAAGAUACAUGUACAUUCUCACUCCCCUGUUAGGAAUGAGGCAAUUAAGUCAUUUGCCCAAAGUUCCAGAUUUAAUGGUUGAUGGAACCAGAAUUUAGAUUUAACUUACAUCUUUUUGAUGGUACUGAUUAAAUUUUAAUCUAAGUCUUAUAGUGCCAUCCUUGAAAACAAAACAACUGGUGUUAUCAAAGAAGAUCUAAUAAGAUGAAACACAGUUAUAGGUGAAUAAUUGAUUCCUGGUCUUGGAUUUGAAGACUAUUGUGGGGAUGUAUUAUCCAUUUCAGUGUUUGAUGUGGCAAGAUGAUUCAAUGAGAGCCUAGCAAAUGAGAAAUUCAAAACUCCCUCAUACUAAGAAGUUCAAUGGCAAGAAUAGUUCCAAGAAUCUCAGAAUCAUCAGUGCGAGUUCAUCAGUGCCGAAGAGUAAGCUAGUGUGUUGCCAAGCAUCAUCAGCAUCUUAUACUAACCUGACACUGCCUUGCUGAUUUUACCAUUAACCUUAGUAAAUCCUGCCAUGCCCUCUCUAGUCCAAUUAUAGCUCUAUGGAUGGAUGAUGAGUCCUAGUGAUAAGAGAGAUCCCUGACCCUAGUUAGAUCUGUUUUCAGGCUUUGUGUUCAUUUGAUGUUCAGAAGUCAGCAAGGUUCUCAUAUGUCCUGAGUUAGUAAGAUGUCUCAGGGUUCCCCCAUCAGCUAACAACCACUUUGACAUGAGAAGGCAGAGAGUUAAAGAACACUACUUGGUGUUUUACUUAAAGAUACGAGAUCUCUUUUGUUUCUACUGCUUUUCAGUACCAAAUGAUUACAUGUUGAAAUUGACCCAUCACAGUUAAUAUUUGCCUGUUGGGUAGAGUAUUAAUUGAAGCCUGUUGAUCUCUCUGUAUAGGAAAAAUGGAAAAUUAAAAAUUGCUCUACUCAGUGUUUAAUUGGGGUUUAAGUACUGAGCAUGUCCACUGUGACCGCAUUGGCUUGCACUUUUGGACCAGAACAAUAAGCAAGAGAAAGCAAUGACUCUUUUAGUCAGGUCAAGGGUACAUCUGGUAUGGAAUCUACAGUGAAUUCACAGGUCAAGGGUCCUUUAAUGCUGCAGGUUUCAGUUAAUCUAGAGACAGCCUAUUGGUCUGAGCUCAUUGAUACUGUGCCAGUUUGGUUAAAAAAAAAAUGAAAUUACAUCAGAAAAACUGUCAUCUUUAGCCAAGUUCAGAGCAGGGGCUGAAUUAUAGAAUCUGGCCUGUGAGCACCCACAGGAUAAGGUGGUACUUAUUGCCUGUGAGCACCCACAGGAUAAGGUGGUACUUAUUGCCUGUGAGCACCCACAGGAUAAGGUGGUACUUAUUGCCAGUGAGCUUUGUUUCUGACCUUCACUUUGGAAACUUUAUUUCACUACUACUAUACUUUAGUUACUAUGUCCUUGUGAAAAUUGUUACUAAAUCAAGUUUUGUAAAAUGUAAGGGGAAUGUAUGGUGUUUGAUAGCCCAGAAUAAUGUUACAUUUAUUCCCAAGAAUUCUAUAAAUUUUUAAGAGAUCAAGGAAUUCAACAUAAAUUUUAGAGUUUUGUUUUAUUGUAGCUUUUGAGUUUAUUUAUGUAUUGUCAGUGUUUGGAUGUGAAUUCCAAGCCUCACACAUGUCUGGGAAGUGUUCUAACACACUAAGAUACAACUUCCAACUUUGACAUCUAAGUGACUUUCAAUGAAUAUGGAAUUUUGAAUAUGUCUUUUAAAGGCCCUAAAUUGAAAAACAGCAAGUCUCUUUAAAUUCAAACUUUACAGAAAGAGAACCAAUAAUUUGAGCUAUGGCUUUAAUUUAAAGCAAGAAAAUAAAUUGUGUGUUAGGGCUGGCAAGAUUUUGUUUCUAGAUUAAAUGCACGCUCCCAAGGGCAAACAUGAACAAACAAAAGUCACUCUGCAUCUCCUAUAGUCCUACAGUCUGCUCCUAUUGCAGUCUUAUGUUCUGGGUACAGAUGCUCUUCAGUUGACCAGAGAUGUCCCUUUCUCUCCAAAUCGAGUGUCAGACACCGGAAGGAUUUGGGUCAAGUUCCCAAGCCAGUGGUAGAGCUGGGCUUGGAGUCAGGACCUCCACCCUUAGUUUUGACAGUCUUCCAAUUCCUUUUAUCCUUUUCCAGUAAAACUAAUCCCUUUCUUGCAAAUGUUAAAAAUAUGUUCACAUUCCUUCAGUAGUGAGGAUGUUAGCCACCAAAAACCGAAGGAAAACAAAUUUCUAGCUGGGAGAAUUGUGAGGUGUGCACCCAGGAAGCACUGGCAGCAUACUGGUGAAUCAAGACCUACAACAGCUCCAACUCUAUGUCACCUACCGGUGGGUGUCAACAAACCUCUAAUUUCCGGUGAUCUUCAGAAGAAUUUUAAUCUUUCUUCAUCUUCCAAGGUUGAUCUUGAUAAUUAUUUUAGUGAUCGCCCUGAAGUAAUUUCUGAGAAAAUCUGUUCUCAAAUUUGAAAGUACAAAAGUAAAAUGGCUUACUGUACUGUGAUGAAGCUGAGGCCGGGUGUGAGAUAGCCCUCAAGUGUAGCUACUAAGCGCAUGAAGAACCAUCAGUGCGUUUACUCUUGAGUCUCUAGUUUGGAAGAGUAAAGUGCUUCUGUUCUCAUCAAUGUUGUGGCAGCAACUUAACAUAAACUGUUUUACAACUGAGACACUGUGACAUGCCUCUGGAUGAGCAGUCAGAAGUGGAUUCCAUGGAUGGGGUUUUAUAUGGAAUGAAUUAUUUUUAUACAAAAUUUAUCAAUAUUUAUUUUGGAAAGCUGCUUUUGAAAAUGUCUAUUUUUCAAAAUAUGCCGAGCUUAAGAUGCAUGAUAUUAAAUUUAAUGUUAUAAAGAUCUGUUUGUUGUAAAUAAAACACUUUACUCAAAAAAUAUGACCUGAAGAUGAACUUGGAAUAUGCUUAAUUUUGUAGUGAGAUUUCUAUGUUGUACAUCUUCUACACCUGAAACAUGUGUCUCAGGACUGGGUAAGGAAAUCUUUCUGUUUAAUGACAAUUUGUAUCAUAAUAAAUGUUAUAAAUGUAA
This is a messenger RNA of Mus musculus (house mouse), 8164 nucleotides long. It is a transcript of the gene Lepr, whose product is annotated as leptin receptor. The record is from RefSeq and is a predicted model, not a curated record. NCBI's taxonomy places the organism in Eukaryota, Metazoa, Chordata, Mammalia, Rodentia, Muridae. Gene Ontology annotation, biological process: angiogenesis; animal gross anatomical part developmental process; leptin-mediated signaling pathway. The transcript is spliced from 19 exons. Gene Ontology annotation, cellular component: membrane; plasma membrane; signaling receptor complex. The coding region runs from base 764 to 4255 and encodes 1163 amino acids. Gene Ontology annotation, molecular function: leptin receptor activity; cytokine receptor activity; signaling receptor activity.